CAGCCCUUUCCGGAAGGAGUUUCGACCCCGCCCCUGGUGGCGUCAUGAUCGAGUUGCCAUGGCGCUGCUGAACAGUCUGGCUUCCUCGCUGGAGUCCUACAGGGGCCGGGACCGCCUGAUCCGGACACUGGGUUACUGCUGCCAGCUCGUCGGUGGGGUCCUAGUGGAACAAUGUCCCAGCAGGUCUGACGUGGGAAGGCGCUUGCUGGUGGUGUCAGCCCAGCUCAGCCAUUGCAGGACUGUCUUGCGACUCUUUGAUGACCCGGCCAUGUUUGUCUACACUAAACAGUAUGGCCUGGGGACAGAGGAGGAGGACAUCUUCAUCCGAUGGCUGUCUGUCCUGAGUAACAUGGCUGACCAGCUGUACUACCCUUGUGAGCAUGUCGCCUGGGCUGCCGAUGCCAAGGUCCUCCAGGUGGACUCUGCUCGGUGGUGGACACUGAGCACAGCCCUCUGGAUUCUCUCUCUACUCCUUGGAGUUGUCAGGUCCCUGUGGACAGCACUGAAGCUAAGACAGAAGCUGUGGAGCCUCACAGGCACCUUCACCAGCCAGCUGCCCCGGAGCAAGCGGAGGGCCAUGGAGGCAAGGAUGUGGUCAGAGGUUUUAACUCUACUCAGCAACCUGGCUGACCUGGCAAACGCUGUGCACUGGCUGCCCCGAGGCGUCCUGUGGGCCGGUCGCUUCCCUCCGUGGCUGGUGGGCCUCAUGGGCACCAUCUCCUCCCUCCUCAGCAUGUAUCAGGCCGCCAGGGCUGGCGGCACAGCGGAGGCAGACAGCUCUGGAUGAGGCCCUGGAGUGGCAGGUGGAGGACACUGGGGGGCUCCACAGAGGGCUCAGAUUCCCAGAGUGGGAACCACCGGCCAGGGUUGCUUCCAUGAUUGUGUACUCCAGUAGCUGUCUCCUGGGUGGGGUGGGAAAAAGGCUGGUAGAUCUCAGGUCCUAGCUAGGGCUUCAGGGGAAGCUGCUUCUCUGGGGAGUGGGAGGCACAUGAGGAGGACCCCAGGACUCCCAGAGCCAAGGCCAGGCUCUUGAAGUCCUGGGAGGCCUCUGCUAGAACCUCCCACUUGCUGGCUUACCUGAAGGUGAAUGGGAAAGACAUGCCAUGCCUGGGGUCGGGCUUUGGGGAGCUGGAAUACUGCAGUGCCUAUUAAACAUCUUGGUAUGGUGCCAGUC
Messenger RNA from Peromyscus californicus insignis, 1174 nucleotides. RefSeq names its product peroxisomal biogenesis factor 11 gamma (gene Pex11g). The record is from RefSeq and is a predicted model, not a curated record. The transcript is spliced from 5 exons. NCBI's taxonomy places the organism in Eukaryota, Metazoa, Chordata, Mammalia, Rodentia, Cricetidae. Gene Ontology annotation, cellular component: peroxisomal membrane. The coding region runs from base 59 to 787 and encodes 242 amino acids. Gene Ontology annotation, biological process: peroxisome fission.